AACCUAUAGUUAACCUAACAUAUUUGACAGAUUGAUUUUUAAUCACAACAAUGGUAACAACAAAAUAAGUAAAAGUAAUGAAAUUAUUGAAAAAUUAUUUAAACAACAUGUAUAAUGCCUUUUAAUAAGCAUAUCAAAGACGAUAACAGCCACAAUAUUACACUAGGAGAAAGUAAAACUUAAAAUGAAUAUGUUGUUGAAAUGCCGAAUACAAAAUUUAGCCAUUAUAUUUUCAUUUCUAUCCGGGAUAUUGUUAACAUUAUCAGUAAUAAAAUUUGAACAAAAAUGUGACACACAUUCAGAAGCAUAUAGUCAUUAUAGUUUGCGACGAAUAAAACCAGGUGUAUAUGACUUAAUCAUACUAAUAAUAUCAAGUCCAACAAAUGGUGAUCGACGACAAGUAAUACGUGAAACUUGGCUACAAUUCGAAGAUAAAUUACAAUACGAUGCAGAAAUUAAUAAUUUCCGUAUGAAAUAUUAUUUCGUUAUUGGUAGCAUAAAUUUAAAUGCUGAUACAAUAUUACACUUAAGUACGGAACAAUCAGUAAAUAAUGAUUUACUAUUUUUAAAUUUAAAAGAUGAAUAUUCAGCAUUAACGUCGAAAGUUUUAAAUAGUUUAAUAUGGCUAAAUGAACAACAUAGUAAUAAAAAUUUUGAUUAUAAUUUUAUGCUAAAAUGUGAUGAUGAUACGUUUGUUCGUAUUGAUAUAUUAGCUAAAGAAAUUAUUUCAAUGCGUGCAUCUUUAAUUAAAGAUAAAGCAAGGUCAAUGGAUAAAAUUAUCGAUAUAUUAGAAGCGAAUUCAAAGGAAUUAUCAGCUAUAAGCAAGGAACAAAAACAAAUCACACAUUUAUAUUGGGGAUAUUUUAAUGGUGAUGCGAAAAUAAAAAUGCAAGGAAAAUGGAAAGAAACUGAAUGGAUAUAUUGUGAUCGUUAUAUACCCUAUGCCUUAGGUGGCGGCUAUAUUUUAUCAAGUGGUCUUGUUACUUACAUUGCAAAAAAUGCUAAUUAUUUAAAAUUAUUAAAAUCGGAAGAUGUUAGUGUUGGAUUAUGGCUAGCACCAGUUGCAAAUAUUGAACGACAACAUGAUAUACGAUUUGAUACAGAAUGGACAUCCAGAGGUUGUAAGAACACUCAUAUUAUUACUCAUAAACAUUCCAUCGAAGAUAUGCGAACUUUAUAUAAAAAUAUUGAAAGUACGGGGAAUUUAUGUAAAGAAGAAUUUACUCGAAGACCAUCGUAUGAAUAUAAUUGGGAUGUUCCACCAAGUCAAUGUUGCCAACGCGAACGGAACGAGAAUAUGAAACCGUGAUUAAGUAGGAAUAGUUCAAUUCUUCAUUUAUCUUUAUAUAAUUUUUUCAAUGAGUCAUCAGGGUCUAGUGAUUCUAUGCAUUACUAAGAUAGUAAGUUUUUUCAAGUCCAGCAUAAUGGGACUUUCAUUUUAAUUUUUGAUAAAAGACCAAUCUAUAAUUUUUAAAUAAUGAUAUAAAUGUGCCUAAAACACUAAAAGAUGUCAUAAUUAUCUUUUUUUUUUGUUUAUCUAUUUGAUCAAUACAUGUUCUUCUAAAAAUGGGUCUGAACUCUGAUCUAGGUGUCAUUCAUAUCAAUUGUUGAAAUUCCCUUCAAACAAUACUAUUAUAUCCUACUUGAGAUAUUCUAGUGUAGAUAAUUUAAUUGAAAUUGGAUCAGAUCGCCGUUGUUAUCAACGAUAAAAAUACAAAAUUGAUAAAAGUUGCUUAUAUAUUUUAGAUCGAAGCAAUCUUUUAAAUAGAGUUAUAUGUAGAUAUCAGAUUCCCCAUUAAAAUUAGCUGCAAAUAAAGACAAAGUGACUAAUUUAUAAGCCAUUUAUCAAGUAAAUUAAGUUUUGUAUGGCAAACAAAUUAAAAAAUUUAAAUCUUUAAAGAAAUGUUUCGAAAUAAACGUGAAUAAAGAUCGAAUUGAAGAUGACUACACGGCUCAGAAUCUUCCGCAUUUAAAAAAUUCAUUUGAUCCAACAUUCUAACACGACUUCAAAGCCAUAAUCUUUUAUAUAUUGCAUUAGUUGAAGAAGAUGAAUCAAAAACGAGGUUUCAAGGAUUUGAAAUACAAUGGAACACAUAUCAGCUUACUUUCUGAACAUCAGAAAAUCUUUGAAUCUUAAAGAUUCCGAUUAAGGAUUGCCUAUUAAUGCUUCGAGGAACUAAAUCUUCUGGCAUUGAUUGACUGAGUAAAGUAGAUUUGAGUAUUGAGUCUUUCAGGCUCAAUGGAAAGGUACUUUCCCCACACUAGUACAAUAAAAACAAUGCAAAAUUACGAUAUUAUAUUCAUAUGUUCAAGAGAAAUUUGCCAUUUUGUGAUCCCUUUACCGCGCUUGAAAAUUGGUGACUAAAAGUUUGGCGAUAGGCAUUAAAAAGUUAUUUUAAUAUUUUGAUAAUUAUGACAUAGAUUGAACAAUUAGGCUUUUUAAAAUGAAUAAUCACGGCCUUCAUUUUUAAAUGAUUUUUAUCAAAUAUUUUAUAAUAUAUAUUCCCAAAAAAAUUUACAAUUAUUAAUAAUGUAAUUAUUUAUGCGCUGGUCGUAAUCACGCAGAAGUUAGAUGAGGUUCAACAUUUAUAUCGUGCCUCUGUGGAAUAUAUCUACAAGAUAAAAAAAAUUUUCAUGUUAGCCUGAUUUAUUUAACGAGUUUAAGUACGUAAUACAUAAAAUAUUUUCAUCUACUAAUAAAAGAACCAAUGAGCACCAUGUGUAUCCUUAAUAUUCAACGCGCACUGAAUUGUUAGCUACUUUUUAUUGGGCGCUUAAAUGCUUUUGUUCUUCACGUUUAUAAAUGUUCGUUUAGAUAAGACGUUGGAUUUAACAAUAUUAAGAAAAAAUCGUUUCAGAUCUUAGGAACGAGGUUUAUAGACGUUGAAACUUGCACAGGUACAAAACGAGUACAACAUUAAAGUUUUUGCUUUUACUGGGAGUCACAGAAAAUCGAAAAAAACAAAUAUAAAUUAUAUAGUAAAAAAACAAUUAAUUUUUCUUUUAAAAUUAUUUAACUCAAUGAAUUACGCACUCAAAUCUUAUUUUUCUUAUAAAACGUGUCUCUGUAAAAUUUAUUCUGAGUAUAGCGAGUCAAAAUUUGUGUAUUUAUAGUUUCAUUCCUUUUGUGUUUCAAAAUUGAUUAUCUUCCACCUUAAGGCUUCUGCUUAUGAUCCACUAAUUUUUUAAUCUGU
Messenger RNA from Chrysoperla carnea, 3194 nucleotides. RefSeq names its product beta-1,3-galactosyltransferase 6 (gene beta3GalTII). Gene Ontology annotation, molecular function: UDP-galactosyltransferase activity. Bases 185 to 1309 code for a protein of 374 amino acids. Gene Ontology annotation, cellular component: membrane. Gene Ontology annotation, biological process: glycosaminoglycan biosynthetic process. The record is from RefSeq and is a predicted model, not a curated record. NCBI's taxonomy places the organism in Eukaryota, Metazoa, Arthropoda, Insecta, Neuroptera, Chrysopidae. The transcript is spliced from 2 exons.